UAUGCUAAAAAGCCAUUUCGUGUGUGAAAAUAGUGAUUUACUUUUCGAGAAAUUUUAAGCGUUUUCAAAUAUCUUUUGUUAAAUUUUUGACUAGUGUUUCUCAUAUCCUAGUAACCUGUCUUGCAUCGAGGCUUGUGGUUGGAUCUGUAACCGCACACGAGGAAGAAUUACUUAUUAAUAAUUCUUCUAAAAGAAAAUAUGGCGAAGCGAUCAAGUUUUAAGAGGACCUUGCUUCUUUUUACCGAGGAGAAUGUCGAAAAUGCAGAAAAAUUACGUACAGUUUUAGAGAGUGAGUCCAACGGUGAUGUGGAAGUGUUCGAUCUGGUCGACAUUGAAAAGACAAGAAACUCGACGCUUGAAAAAGAGCUUGUGAACUGUGAUUGUAUCAUUCUCGUUUGCUCCCCUAAGACAAACGAACUGAUCGACAAUGAAGAAAGCUCUGUGUUUAAAGCUGAGGGAGGAAUCGAAGUCAACUUUAACGGGAAGAUUAUCAGCCAGUUUUUAAAGGAAAACAAAGACAAUAUUCGGUCGAAAAUCGUUCCCGUUUCGUUCGUCGAUUUGCCGAGAGUUUUGACAACGCCUGGAAAAAGAGGACAUAAAGGACAUAUUUGUUUUAGCAUCCCACAAGGCAAGGUAACAGAGAGAAUGCUGGAAGGAGUGAUGCUAGAAACUCUUAUUGCAAUGAUACGUGGAAAAAAGACGAUUUAGAAACCGUGGAAGUCUUCAAAACGUUUCAAAAUGACGAUAAUUGUGUUUAUUGUGGACUCAAGUGUCGACACCUUUACUAAAUAGGUUCGUGAAUUAUCUUAUUUUGACUUCAAAUUGGUGAGCCUCUUUAAAAUAACAAAAAAUAUAGCUAAACUAUGUUAUUAGAAAAGUGAUUGAAUUAUCGAGUAUUCCUUAGAGUCGAACAAAAAACAAAAGCUGUUAAAAUUGAGCUCAAAUAUUGUAAUUAGAUAAUGUAAAACUAGUAGUCGAUACGAUACAAUUCAGUCAAGUUCUUUUAUGAUAAAAUGCUGUUUUUUCACUA
Molecule: messenger RNA, 1030 nt
Organism: Actinia tenebrosa (Australian red waratah sea anemone)
Lineage: Eukaryota; Metazoa; Cnidaria; Anthozoa; Actiniaria; Actiniidae
Source: RefSeq, a predicted model, not a curated record